GAGACAGAUCAAACGUUCACAGCAUGGCUGUGAACUAAUUUUCCCAGGUUCCUGAUCCCAUAUAUUUGAAGCGAUUCUUCUAGUUCUCUUUAGCGACACCUCCUUGCACGUACAUGUACUAUGAAUGGUCGCGGGUACGACAGCGACAGUGAGGCGUCGGAGACCGAUCAAAACCCUUUAUACCAUAUUUCACCAGAGAUCCUCAAUCAACUUGCACAUCUAAAUCUUGCGGGUCGGCUCAUUUCCAAAAGGAAGAAAUCUGUGUCGACGGGUGCGUAUGGAGAUAUCUCCAGAGGUCGAUACGUUGUAGAAGGACGAGGUUCAGUUAGGGUUGCUAUCAAAUGUCUUCGAUUCUAUUUGAAAGAUGACAUCAGACUGCUGUUUGAGAAGGAGAUUUACGUCUGGUCAAAGCUGAAGCACAAGAACAUUCUUUCUCUCCUUGGAUAUGAUUUCGACGGGGGGACUGGGUAUCCAUUACUGAUAUCGGAAUGGGUGGAUAAUGGAUCGGCUUGGAUAUACGUUAGAACGCAUCCCGAAGCCGACGUGGUGCGUUUGGUCUCUGGGAUUGCCCAAGGUCUUGCGUAUCUCCACGAGGAAGGCAUUAUCCAUUCGGACAUCAAAUCUGAUAACAUUCUCGUCUCGAAUGAUGGUGAAGCUCUCAUAUGCGAUUUUGGAUGUUCUCGAAUCUUGGCUGCAAGCCGGACUCUCGCCCAACUCACCUCUGACCUGAAAGGGACGUCGAGCUACCUUGCUUAUGAGCUUGUGACUGAACGAUCUAUGGGACAUACGAAGCAAUCCGACGUGUGGGCGUUUGGGAUGACUGUAUUUGAGCUAUUGAGUCAAAAACGCCCGUUCGAAGGACUGUCGGAUGUCCAGGCAAUAGCAGCAUUGCAAAACUAUGAUUUGCCUCCCUUUCCAGAGACAUUUCCAAAGAGAAUUUCUACCCAAGAGGCGGAGACUCUGAAAACUAUCUGCUUAUCCUCCUGGAACCAGAAGCCCUUAGAACGCCCAUCAAUGACAAACGUGGCGGCACGAUUGGAGGUAUUUUCAAGAUCAAAGGAUGUUCUACCCUCAAGUGAUGCGUCUGCAAAAGGCUCAUCAAGGCCUACCAAGGAAUCAAAUUGGCAGAAUGUAGCCUCUGUCUCCGCCAGUAGUGCAGCCCCGCUUUGUGACGAAGACAGUUCACAAACUUCACAUGUCGCUUCUCCUCUUCAUUCAUAUACAGUUCCGACGUCUCAAGACUUGCGUCCCCUUUCAUCUUCUUCAAAUCGUACUGGUGGAAAGUUAUUCGGGCCGCGGCAACCCAAGUCAAAUCUUUCCGUCUCGACUUCGCCCUUAGAUACUCAUGCUAUCAUUGGGGAUCCGUCUAGUGGCCAAAAUACUCGAGGUAGAGGUAUGUCUCUGAGCCCCGAUAGUUUUCGUCGUACUCUCGUGGAUAAAGUUGAUGGUGCCUCCCAAGAAAGAUCGGACACGCCAAAAUCGUCUGCAUCAUUGACUCAAGGUUCUGACGAAUUUGUCGAAGUUAUUUCACCAAGCCGUCGUUCUGAUGAAGAUGAUAUCGAGAAGGUCUGUGAAAUACCAGACAUACGGUUAUGACUUACUUGGAUCGUUAUGCAUUUCCCAGAUCAUGGAUCAUGGAUCUGCUAUAGACUAUAUCGUUCGUAACACAGAUGCAGAUGCUACUGUCAUCCAUGAGCCGGCUGUCCGUUCCUUCGCGGAGACGCAAGACGAUGCAAAGCGACCAGAAGAGCUUCAUUUCGCGGGGCUUGAAGUCAAGGUAGAAUCCGAUUCCCCGAUACAAAGUAUUGUUGGAACAGUAGCGUUGCUGCCUUCUAUAUCCGAUGUUGCAAGCGGCUCAUCUACGGAAGCCGAUGAACCACCUGUAUUGUCAUCGCCUAUGAUGCUUGGUGAGCAUGGCCGCAGUGCUAGUGAGGAUGAUAUCCCCGGACACCGAACUCUCAGACAAGGAUCUGACGUCACAGUGCCCAAGUAUACUGGUCGCAGGAACGGCAAUGCAUCUGGCGCGUCACCUUCUGCUACCACGGUCUGCAUGGCUUGCUCUUUGCCAAUGGAGGGUGCAUUUGUAAGGGCUCUAGGAAAUGUCUGGCAUCUUCCGUGUUUUAGGUGCAGGGACUGUGGUGCUGUGGUUGCGUCUAAGUUCUUUCCCACUGACGGUCCUGGUGGCAAACAGCAGCCGCUGUGCGAGCAGGAUUAUUUCCGUAGACUAAACUUGCUUUGUGCCAAUUGUGGCCGGGCAUUAAGAGGCAGUUAUGUUACGGCUUGUAACAAGAAGUACCAUAUCGAACAUUUUACGUGUACAGUGUGCCCGGUACUAUUCGGACCUCAAGACUCUUAUUACGAGCACAAAAAUGACGUUUACUGUCACUUUCACUAUUCGACUCGGUUCGCAACCAAAUGUGUUGGUUGCAACAGCGCUAUUUUAAAGCAAUUCGUGGAAAUCAAUCGUAAUAAUCGUGAUGAAUGCUGGCAUCCGGAAUGUUAUAUGAUUGACAAGUUUUGGAAAGUCAAGAUUAGACCGGCGAGUUCCAAUACCUCCGCGAUUGAUGUGGGCGAGGAACCGUGGAAAGAGGAAGAGGAGAAAGAAACGGCGCAAUCGCUUGGAAAUAAACAGGUGCGGAUGGAGCAGCAUAUAUAUCGUAUUUGGACUGUGCUGUCGGCGUUUGAGGAGGCGAGUGCAGCCUGCAUUUCAGAUACGUUGCGACAUGUUAGCACUGGCCAGUACUUGAAUGCUCUCCGUAUGUCAGAAAAAUUUAUCUUGCGCGUCGAAGUCCUGUUUGCAACAAUUGACGACAUGGAGACAUGUUUCUCUCGGCUAAAUUUGAAAGGCAUGUCACAUGUCCGCGAGGCACGUCUUCUAUGUCGAAAGACUGUGGAUCUUUUCACACUGCUCUCGAGACCCCAAGACAAUCAAAGGCGGACUGGUAUGACCGAGGAGCUGUUAGCUUCCGUGACAGGACUCGCUCAUUACUUGAAGAUCCUCAUCCGGAUAGCGCUCACGGGUAACCUCAAACUCGAGCGCGAUCACUCAGCCCACGAGGCAAUAGACAAUUUCCUCGACAAAUUGCGUCUUCUUGCUGUUCAGGGCGGUAGUCCAAGUGCCCGUCGGGCUGUACAAGACAGCGAAAAGCAUACAGGCGCUUUCGGCGGAGCGGAUAACACGCGGGGCGUGACGUAUGGUUUCAAGAGUUUGGCUCCUGAGAUUGCGGGCGAGUCACCAUUGAGUUCCUUCAACGAUGGCCCUGAUUCGCGCGUUCCACUGGUGGAGCCCCUUUCCAUCAAACAACCUUCAGAUCUUUGCAUAAAAUGUGGAACCACAAUCGAAGAGGAAUGUGCACGGCUGGGUACGUAUCAUCGCUGGCACUCACAUUGCUUACAAUGCUCGGUGUGCGGGAAAGCAUCUGCGUCUAUUCCGAGGGAAACGUCGAACGACCCUAGCUCUGAUGGCAAGGAAGCACUUCCUCUGAAGUUGACUACGAUGCGUCUACCACCUGCAAACGUUGACAUGUUUGUAUAUGAGACGCAGACGGCGAGAUUUUCUCAUUACGGGCCCGUCCCCACGGUAAUAUUUUGUCAGGACCAUCAACGUGCAGGAUCAGUCGGUGGAUUUCAGGCCGUGACGAAGCUCGAACACUACGCAUUUUUAUUGAAUGUCGCCUUACGUAGAUUGUCCUAUCUGCUAAAGCAGAGGGGAAUACUAGUUCCUCCUGCACCCUCUAUAACUCUGCAGCCCCCACCGUAUGACAGCCUCGAGCAACAGACGUAUCGGGACUUAGGCGAUAUUAUUCGUAUGGAACCAGUUCAUCUCGAUCGUAAACGAUCGGCAACGCCUCGUCUACCAAAGCAUUCAACAAUCAUAGAGUCGCAAUCGGGACAAACAGCACAACCCACUGGUGUCGCCAAUGUUACCACACAGGGGAAUUUCACACCAUCUGCGCAGGCGCAAUCUGGGACGCCCUCAAGCUCUCAAACACGGCCAACGAAGUUGAAGCUCUUCGGUUUGAGUUCAGACCGAUUAUUCAGGUCUAUGUUUGAGGGGCGGAAAAAGCCAGAACGCUCCUUUCAUCCUGCUACUACCUCAGAGACACCAGAUUCUUAGGUAGUGGGGAAGAAACUAAAUAAUUUCAUCUCACGUUCCUGUACUUCUGGGGUUUUGCAUAUUUAAUAUGGGUCAUUGCAUGUCUAUGUCUCCAGCUUUCAGUACCUGGUUCGUAAUGGUAACUCAAACUACCCGGAAGUUGCUUCUCCUACCUCUAAUUGACUCAAUACUCUGUAACCCAUCUAUACUACUUAUGUAUCUUUACAUGUCUAUGUCUGG
Fomitiporia mediterranea MF3/22 is the source of this 4336-nucleotide messenger RNA. RefSeq lists its product as uncharacterized. The transcript has 14 exons. The record is from RefSeq and is a predicted model, not a curated record. NCBI's taxonomy places the organism in Eukaryota, Fungi, Basidiomycota, Agaricomycetes, Hymenochaetales, Hymenochaetaceae. Gene Ontology annotation, biological process: actin cytoskeleton organization. Gene Ontology annotation, cellular component: cytoplasm. The coding region runs from base 1553 to 4117 and encodes 854 amino acids.